Messenger RNA from Suillus subalutaceus, 1222 nucleotides. Its product is annotated as transcription initiation factor TFIID subunit A-domain-containing protein. The coding region runs from base 45 to 998 and encodes 317 amino acids. The transcript is spliced from 6 exons. Gene Ontology annotation, biological process: DNA-templated transcription initiation; RNA polymerase II preinitiation complex assembly. Gene Ontology annotation, cellular component: transcription factor TFIID complex; SLIK (SAGA-like) complex; SAGA complex. The record is from RefSeq and is a predicted model, not a curated record. Gene Ontology annotation, molecular function: TBP-class protein binding; DNA binding; protein heterodimerization activity. NCBI's taxonomy places the organism in Eukaryota, Fungi, Basidiomycota, Agaricomycetes, Boletales, Suillaceae.
CGCCACUCCUCUAAGAGUUGGACAACGAGGAGGAGAAAUCAUAAAUGGCGACGAACGAAGCAGCAACAACAGCGACUCCAACCCCCGCAAACAUAAUCACCGCCCUGACUAGUGCUUUUAAGAGCCAAAAUGGCGAGGCAGCAUCGAGCACGCGCAUAGCCCAGCUCCUCGAGCAGAAUAUGGGCCAGCUUGGCGAGCUCAUGCGGCAGGGCAAGCUUACUGCCGUACAGAUCCAGCAGCUGAAAGAUUACGCUGAAAAACACAAGUCCGCGACCAGUGCUUCGGGAAACGUGGCUGGCACUUCAACCGCGAAUGCCGGUACAAAGACCGGAGCUGUUGCGACGACUGCUACCGCUUUUAAAAGCGGGUCACCAGCACCUGUUCUUACAUCCACACCUGGUGACGGGUAUCCCAUUAGCCAAACUCUCAACACUACCAAUCCAGGGCCCGUUCAGUGGGCUGCUGCGCAGCAAGGAAGACCAACUCUUACAGGUGGGAUGACUAGUGGCAGAUUGUCUGGUACCCCUGCUUCGAUCGCACGAUCUACGGACGACGUUGGCAUGCUUAGCUUAGAGGAUAGCCACACACGGAGAAAGAAUACCCCGGGAGAUCAGAGCAUGAGACGGUCAAUUCAAGACCUCGUCUCAAGUGUUGAUCCCAAUGUUCGGAUUGAACCUGAGGUGGAGGAUCUACUUCUUCAAAUCGCCGACGAGUUCAUCGACUCGGUCACGAACUUUGGCUGUCGACUAGCAAAACAUCGCGGCGGUGACACGCUCGAAGUCAAAGACCUCCAGCUUCACCUUGAACGCAACCACAAUAUCCGUAUUCCUGGAUUUGCAUCGGAUGACACGCGAAUAGCUUUAUCUCAGGCUGCUGUAGCACCUUCUGUGCCUGCAGCGGCAACAAAGAAGGCAGCCCAGGGUUCAUCCAUGACUUUACGCAGUCACCGCUUGGCGCAGGUGCAACAAGCGAAAAGGGAGAGCAAGCUCGCAUCGUGAAUCGCGCUGGACAUUCUCCCUUUCUUUGCUAUACCUCUUCUUUGCUUAUUCGACUUGUAACUUAUAAGUACUAUACCAUGCCAUACUAGUAUCUCAACGUUGUACAUUUUGCAACUAUCAGUAGUUCUUGCUGAUCAAACAUCACUAGAUAUACUAGUACUUACUCGAGGAGGGUUGAGUCUGAAGAUCAUACAUAUAUUCAAAGUACUCCAAGACCGUGUGCA